GCAGAUCCUACAUUCCUAAAUACAUUCGCUGGCUCCUUCAGCACGUAUAAUUGCCUAUCUGGCAAGUAAGGGACGAGUUCCCAAACCUGCUUCGAAUCCAGGCAUGGCCUUGAUCACGAGCGAAUUGCGUGCGGCGUCUUUCGAAGACAACCGAGUACCCCUACCGCCUCCUCCAGACGUUGCCAUAACCCCUGCUGGCACACUCCCCAAACCGUAUUUUGUUGAGAAUGGCCUGCGUCGGGUUGCACCUUACCAUUUCACGUACAAUACAUACUGCAAACAACGAUGGCGAGGCCGAGAGAUUCUGGACAUCUUCGCAGCAGAAUUUCGUGACCGAACCAGGGAAUAUUACAAAGAAGCGAUAGAGGCAGGGCAAAUCAUAAUCAAUGGCAAGCCAUGUAAUGAUGUCCAUACCAUUGUUCAGAAUGGAGAUGUCAUCUCACACACCCUUCACAGACAUGAGCCGCCGGUGACGGCGCAGCCUGUCCGAGUCAUCCACGAAACAGAUGAUAUGAUCGUGAUCGAUAAGCCAGCCGGCGUACCUGUCCAUCCUGCGGGUCGCUACAACUACAACUCGGUCGUUGAGAUCAUGAAAGCAGAAAGACAGCUUGGUUUCAAACCGCUGCCAUGCAACAGACUCGACCGAUUGACCAGCGGGAUUAUGUUCAUUGGCAAAACCAGCAAAGAAGCUGAGGUCAUCAGCGAGAAACUUCGCGGCCGUACGGUGCGCAAGGAAUAUGUCGCCAGGGUCAAGGGUCGAUUUCCGGACGGCGAGGGUUGGGACGGCGAUUCUAUGAGAGGUGGUGUGGUCAAGUGUGAGGAGAGUAUCCUACAAAUCAGUCCUAUCGUAGGCCUGAAUAGAGCCAGAGCAAGCGGAAAAUCUGCAAAGACUUUGUUCAGAAGGUUAGCAUACUAUCCUACGAGCAAGCCGCAUACCUCGAGCGGUACCGACUCAUCAGGUGUUUCGACUGGUGCGACAGGAGCCCAACCUGCGCCGGCGAUAUCUGGGACAGAGAAUGAAGGAUAUAGCAUCGUUCAUUGCCUGCCCUUGACUGGGCGCACGCAUCAAAUUCGAGUCCAUUUGCAGUUUCUUGGACACCCGAUUACCAAUGAUCCGAUCUACAGUAAUAGGGCAGUGUUUGGACCGUCUCUUGCGAAGAACGAAUCAACAGGGGAGAACGACGAGGAAAUCAUAGCCAAAUUGAAGAAGAUCGGGAAGACAGAGGUUUCGGACUCGUUAUCUUACGAGCAGCAACGACAAGCAGCGAGGACAGAGCAGACACAGCAAAUGACGGUGUCAGAAGCAGCAAGAUUGAAAGAUGCACAAGACAAAUUGAACUUCAAACCAUUACCAGAAGGCACUUUGCAUGCUGGGUCGCUGGCUGGCUCUGGUGAGAACCCGAUGCACGACGACCCUCAAUACGGAGCAUUUGUCAAGGCACACGAUGAAAUGGUUGCAGACUACAACAAGCGGAAAGGUGAGAAGAUGACUGGAGAGAAAUGCGCAAUAUGCGACACUCCGCUUUACUCAGAUCCUGGACCGCAUGAGCUGGGCAUCUACCUCCAUGCCUUGUCGUAUGCUGACCUUACGCCGGGAAGCUGGAGCUAUCGCAGUCCUGUACCUCAAUGGGCUUUACCGCCCGAGGGUCAUGAUGGCCCACGAGAUAUUGACGAAUGGGAAUAUCGAGGAGACGAGACUCUGGAGAUAGGUGACGAGAGAGAAGAUGAGAAGAGCAGGAAUCUGCUUGGGGCGAAGAAGAACAAGGGAGAAGUGUGAGAUGAAAGGUGUCGCAGAGGCCGCAGGCCUGUUAUGGAAAUGCGAUGACACCAUAGAUGUGUUCAGAAGUACAUUUCAGUCAAGUUCUACGGAU
Molecule: messenger RNA, 1871 nt
Organism: Exophiala oligosperma
Lineage: Eukaryota; Fungi; Ascomycota; Eurotiomycetes; Chaetothyriales; Herpotrichiellaceae
Exons: 1
Coding region: 104-1777 (557 amino acids)
Biological process (GO): pseudouridine synthesis
Molecular function (GO): RNA binding; pseudouridine synthase activity
Source: RefSeq, a predicted model, not a curated record